This is a messenger RNA of Trematosphaeria pertusa, 2067 nucleotides long. RefSeq lists its product as uncharacterized. Lineage: Eukaryota; Fungi; Ascomycota; Dothideomycetes; Pleosporales; Trematosphaeriaceae. The record is from RefSeq and is a predicted model, not a curated record. Bases 1 to 2067 code for a protein of 688 amino acids. Gene Ontology annotation, molecular function: damaged DNA binding; 5'-3' DNA exonuclease activity. The transcript has 2 exons. Gene Ontology annotation, biological process: interstrand cross-link repair; protection from non-homologous end joining at telomere; double-strand break repair via nonhomologous end joining.
AUGUCCACCUUCAAAGGCAUCAUAGCAGAAUUCCCGCAAAUACGCAUCGACCACUUCCGACAGCAGCCAGGGCACAAGGCGCCUUUGGCUUGUUUCUUAAGCCAUGUGCACAGCGACCACCUCGUGGGACUCGAGUCCUUGAGAGCACCCUUCGUGUAUUGCUCUGCAGCAACUCGGGAGAUCCUCUUGCGGCUCGAAAAAUAUCACUACCGCAUCAAUUUCGCGCGUGGUGUCCUCGAAAGCCGCAAUGUUACCUACGAUAGAAGCAUGCGCAAGUUGGCGAAGCCGCUUCCGCUCGACACGCCAACAGUCAUCGAGCUAGCUCCCCGGAACAGCAUCCAGGUUACCCUGAUCGACGCAAACCAUUGCGUAGGAGCUGUUAUGUUCCUCAUAGAGGGCGACGGCAAAGCCAUCCUCUACACAGGCGACAUACGAGCCGAGACGUGGUGGGUGAACUCCUUGGUGCAGAAUCCGGUGCUAUUGCCUUACGCACUUGGCUUCCGACGAUUAGAUUGCAUGUACCUAGAUACGACGUUUGCCACCAAGUCUACGCCAUACCGCGAGUUUCCUUCGAAAGCAGAAGGAAUCAAAGAGCUGCUGGAUAAAGUAGGGGCUUGUUCUGAAGAUACUAUAUUCUACUUCCACUCGUGGACUUUUGGAUACGAGAACGUCUGGGUCGCAUUGGCUACCUUUCUGGGAUCUCGGAUACAUUUAGACGACUACCGCACUCGAAUCUAUGCGGCCCUUUCUACCUUAGACAAGAAAUCUUUAAGAGAGGCUGGCCUGAAUGCUCAGUCGGACAAUAGGUUUUUGCGAGAAUCUGGUCUGGAAGUCCGCGAAGCCCCCGCAUUAUGCGGCUUCAGAAAUAGCAACCACAUCCAGCCUGGAUGCCUGACUUCGCAUCCAGGUGUUCGUAUCCACAGCUGUGAACGUGGCAUGGGAUGUCCUAUCGUUGAUCAUGACACGGACGCAAGGAUCGUCCAUAUCAUUCCAAUGAUCAACCGUGUCAAUGGAACCGAGAUCGCGGAACUCGGAGCUGGAGGUGGAAAGGGCGACUUGAAUCAGAAGGAAGAGCUGGAGACCGGCGAUGCGGUCGAUGUUGGUAAGCUGAUGGAACUGUGUGCGAAGACAAUCAAAGAUGAGAGAGUGCUGUCAGGUGUACUCGCUCUGCUGCAGCAGGUGCUGAUUGACGGAGAUGACACAAUUGACCUUGGAGCGGACCUACAGAAAGAUAGUCAAGGGAGCGACGAGGACUUGACUCUGCAAAGCCUCGUCUCGGUCCUUUCAUCGCACGCUUCCAAAGGCGACGGUCAACAGGAACUAGGAAACCGAACAAUUCGUUUCCCUUAUUCACGGCACUCGUCUUACUAUGAACUCUGCGGCCUCGUCGAUGCCUUUCGUCCGAAGGAUAUCUACCCCUGCACGGUCGACGACGCGAACUGGAGUCCUUCCCUGGGAAUGAAGUACCUCUUCGGCGCCUUCUGCUCAGCGGACAUCUUCCGCCACGAUGCGGAGAUGAUGCAAGUAUACGAAGCCAAGCUGGAGCAGGAGUCCAACCGAAAGCGGGAUAGAGAUGAAAGCCAACGUGAGACGCAAAGUAAUGAGGGGAAUAGGACAUUGAGCCCUAUCGCAAUUAAGCGCCCCAGGCCAGACGAUGGAGCGGACCCCCCAACACUGGAACAGGACAAAGAGGAACACUCGACAAUUGCCGCGCCGAAAAGCCCAAGCGAAGUCGAGCCAGACGUCGAAAUCUCCAUCGCAUCCCCUCCGCCAGUACUGGUAACGCCAGAGCCCACCAAAAAAGUUCCUCGCCUCCCGGAUGCCCGCCCGUCGUCAUUGAUAGCUCAGAAAAUCACGACUUCCGUUCCUCCACCAUCAUCCGCUCUACCGACACCCAUCGAGCGCUCGAUCAUCCAAACCCCCAGUAUCAUGAAAGAGAGAAAGCGGAAAGUAACAGACAGGCAGAUAGCAUAUGAAGCAGCACUAGGCGUGCGGCUGACCUGGGCCGACUACGGCGGCCUAGUGUCGACAAGGAGCAAGAUCGACCUAGAGGAGGAGGAACUGUAA